Molecule: messenger RNA, 4550 nt
Organism: Vombatus ursinus (common wombat)
Lineage: Eukaryota; Metazoa; Chordata; Mammalia; Diprotodontia; Vombatidae
Gene: EEA1
Product: early endosome antigen 1
Exons: 29
Coding region: 51-4274 (1407 amino acids)
Biological process (GO): endocytosis
Cellular component (GO): early endosome
Molecular function (GO): metal ion binding; 1-phosphatidylinositol binding
Source: RefSeq, a predicted model, not a curated record
UGCCCGAGCGGCCGCCGCCCUCUUGCCCCGGCCCCGGCCCGAGCUCCACCAUGUUCCGGCGGAUCUUGCAGCGGACCCCAGGGAGAGCUGGCUCUCAAGGUUCAGAUUCUGAUUCAUCAGCAACACCUGGAAAUGCCUUGGAUGUCAACAAUGAAGGCUCUUCAGAGGGCUUCAUAUGUCCCCAGUGUAUGAAAUCUCAUGGAUCUGCUGAAGAGCUUUUCAAACAUUAUCAGGCAGUUCAUGACUCUGGUAAUGAAUCAAGUCAUGGAGGAGAGGCUUUAAAACGAGAAGAUGUGAUACUACUCCGGCAAGAGGUCCAAGACCUACAGGCUUCACUGAAGGAAGAAAAAUGGUACUCAGAAGAGUUGAAGAAAGAAUUAGAAAAAUUACAAGGGCAGCGGCAGCAAGAAUUCAAACCUGAUGGAUUGGCAGCAGAUUCAGCAGCAGAACUCCAGUCAUUGGAACAACAAUUAGAUGAAGCCCAAACUGAAAACUUUAAUAUUAAACAAAUGAAAGACUUAUUUGAGCAGAAAGCAGCCCAGCUUGCUACAGAAGUUGCAGAUAUAAAGUCAAAAUAUGAUGAAGAAAAGGGGCUUCGAGAAGCUGCUGAACAGAAGGUGACAAGUUUGACAGAAGAGCUAAAGAAAGAGACAACUGUAAUUCAAGAUCUAAAGACUGAAUUGCUUCAAAGACCUGGUAUAGAAGAUGUUGCUGUAUUGAAGAAGGAGCUGGUUCAGGUUCAAACUUUAAUGGACAACAUGACUUUGGAGCGUGAGAAAGAGUCAGAGAAACUCAAAGAGGAGUGUAGAAAGCUACGAACUGAUUGUGUUAACUCAGAGGUCACAAUAAGCCAGUUAAGAAGUGAACUUGCUAAAGGCCCCCAGGAAGUUGCUGUGUAUGUACAGGAGCUGCAGAAACUACAAAGUUCGGUUAAUGAAUUAACUCAAAAAAAUCAGAAUUUGAGUGAAAAGUUAUUGAAGAAAGAACAAGAUUACACUCAAUUAGAGGAGAAACAAAAUGAAGAGUAUGUUUCUAAAAAGAAUAUUCAAGCAAACCUUCAUCAAAAAGAACUAGAUUGUCAACAGCUUCAAUCAAAAUUAUCUUCAUCUGAAGCCUCACUGCAGAGAUUACAGGGAGAGCUUGUGGAAAAGGGGGAGGCGAGCCAGAAACUCAAGGAGGAAUUGUCAGAAGUCGAGAGCAAGUAUCAGCAUCUCAAAGUGGAGUUCAAACAACUUCAGCAGCAAAGAGAGGAGAAAGAACAGCAUGGUUUUCAGCUUCAGAGUGAGAUUAAUCAAUUACACAGCAAACUUUUGGAGACAGAACGACAGCUAGGUGAGGCCCAUGGCAGGCUUAAAGAACAGCGACAGCUCUCGAGUGAAAAACUGAUGGAUAAAGAACAACAAGUGGCUGAUCUACAGUUAAAACUUUCCCGUUUGGAAGAACAGUUGAAGGAAAAAGUAACAAAUUCCACUGAACUGCAGCAUCAGUUAGAUAAAAUAAGGCAGCAGCAUCAAGAUCAGCAGGCCCUUCAGCAGAGCACAACAGCGAAACUUCGGGAAGCGCAGAACGAUUUGGAACAAGUAUUGCGUCAAAUUGGAGAUAAGGACCAAAAGAUCCAAAAUCUUGAAGCCUUGCUACAGAAGAGUAAGGAGAACAUUACAUUAAUUGAAAAAGAGCGAGAAGAUCUUUACGCAAAAAUUCAAGCUGGUGAGGGAGAGACUGCUGUUCUUAAUCAGUUACAAGAGAAAAACCAUACAUUACAAGAGCAGGUAACUCAGCUCACUGAGAAGCUGAAAAAUCAAUCGGAAAGCCACAAACAAGCCCAGGAGAAUUUGCAUGAGCAGGUGCAGGAGCAGAAGGCACACCUGCGAGCUGCACAGGACAGAGUUCUUGCCCUAGAAGCUAACAUUAGUGAAGUGAACAGUCAGUUAAACGAGAGUAAGGAAAAGGUCACCCAGCUUGACUUACAGAUUAUAGCAAAAACUGAAUUAUUGCUGUCUGCUGAAGCAGCAAAAACUGCUCAAAGAGCAGAUCUUCAGAAUCAUUUGGAUACAGCUCAGAAUGCAUUGCAAGACAAGCAACAGGAGCUCAAUAAAAUCAGUAAUCAGUUGGAUGAAGUAACUGCCCAGCUACAUGAUAAGCAAGAUCACUGUGCCCAGCUGGAAACCUUCAUUAAGGAAUUAAAAGAGAAGCAGCUCUCUUAUGAACAGAGAGCUGAAGAAUUAGAGGGCCAAGUAAAGAAACUGGAGGCUGAUAUUCUUGAAGCUAAAGCAAGUAAGGAACAAAUUUUACAUGAUCUACAAGAGCAAAGGCAGCAGAAUGCCGAGUUAAAUCUCCGAGCUGCAGAGCUGAGUCAACAGCUGGAAGCUGAGAGAGAAGUCGUCUCUACUGCCCAUUUGGAUCUACGGAAGAAAUCUGAUGCCCUCGAACACGCAACACAAAUGCUGUCCAAACAUGAGAAGGAAAAAUCCGACCUUAAGCAAGAACUUCAGAAAUUACAUCAAGACGCAGAGAGUCAGCGUAAGGAAUUGGAUGGCAAGAUGCAAGCAGCAGUGACAGACUUACAACAAGUGAAGAUGGAGAGAGACCGGCUGCUAAAGGAACUUUCCACAACCAAAGACAAAUUAGCAAAAACCUCCGAGUCUUUGAAAGACUCAAAGAAUGAAUUAGAAAAGGAAAAGCAGAGUGGAAAAACAGCUUCAGCAGAAUUGGAAAAGAUUUGCAAGGAACUAAAACAUCAAGUGCAGACUGAAUGUGCCGUUAAGGAAAAGAAUGAAAAGGAAAAGAAGUUAGUUGAAAAGGAGAAGGAGGCUGCUCAGCAGUUGAAGUUGCACCCCAGCUCUGCAAAGGAACAAGUCUCACACGUCCAAAAUGAUUCAAAAGAAAGGGAAAGAGAGGAGCAGCAACUUCAGGGGAAACUCAAUUCACUAAAGCAACUACUCGAGCAGAGAAAGAAGCAGACUGAAGAACUUCAAGACAAAAUGAAAACGACACUUUCCCAGAAGACAGAGCUUGAGAAUAAACUACAGCAGCAGAUAAUGCUCUCAUCCCAGGACCUCACAGCAGAGAGAGACAAGCUAUCAGCGUUACAGCACACGUACGAAAAGAGUCAGGAAGACCUCAAACAGCUUCAGUCUGACUUCUACGGGAAAGAGUCUGAGCUGCUAGCAACAAGACAGGAUCUCAAGUCUGUAGAAGAAAAGCUCUCUCUGGCUCAGGAGGACUUGAUUUCAAACCGAAACCAACUUGGAAACCAGAAUAAAAUGAUUCAAGAGCUUAAGACUGCCAAGGCCUCUUUGGAGCAAGAUGUGUCCAAAAAAGAGCAGCAGUUACAGGAGCAGGGAAAAGCACUGCAAUCUGUGCGAAACGACAAGUCACUGAAAGAAAAAGAACUAGCUAAUGAGAAGUCCAAACUGAUGGAACUACAAGAAGUUAAGGGUAGGCAGGAAAAAGAGAUUUCCAAAUUGAGUGAAGAACUUGGGUCCUGCAAACAAGAAAGCCUGAAGGAAAUAACAAAUCUAAAGGAUGCCAAACAGUUAUUGAUUCAGCAGAAACUAGACCUUCAGGGCAAAUUAGAUGCCCUGGAGUCAGCUCUUGAACAGGAAAAGAAAAACCAACAAGUAGUAAAAGAUCAGUUGAAAAAGACUGAAGAUGAUCUGAAGAAAGAAUUCGCUGAGAAGGAAGCCAAAUUGCAUGCAGAAAUAAAAGAAAAGGAAGAGAAAAUUAGGAAGCAUGAAGAGAACGAGACGAGGCUUGCCAUGCAAGUGACAGCUUUGAAUGAGAAUUUGGGCACGGUAAAGAAAGAAUGGCAGGCCAGCCAACGGAGAGUUAGUGAACUAGAGAAACAGAUAGAUGACCUACGGGGCGAAAUUGCAGUAUUGGAAGCAACUAUUCAAAAUAAUCAAGAUGAAAGGAGAGCACUGUUGGAAAGGUGUCUCAAAAGUGAGGGUGAAAUAGAGAAGCUUCAAGCCAAAGUACUAGAAUUGCAGAGAAAACUGGACAACACAACUGCAGCAGUGCAGGAAUUAGGCAGAGAAAAUCAGUCAUUACAGAUCAAACAUACACAAGCUUUAAAUAGAAAAUGGGCUGAAGAUAAUGAGGUACAGAACUGCAUGGCCUGUGGAAAAGGCUUUUCGGUCACCGUGAGACGGCAUCAUUGUAGACAGUGUGGAAAUAUCUUUUGUGCUGAAUGUUCAGCCAAAAAUGCCUUAACUCCUUCUUCCAAGAAGCCUGUUCGUGUCUGUGAUGCGUGUUUCAAUGACUUACAAGGAUAACUGUUAUCAUGUUCAUCAAACAAGAUUACACUAACAUUAGAGUUUUAAUAAAUGCACUUCAUAGAGUACUUGGACUACUAUUUGAUUUAGACAGUGGUUGUAAUACUUGGCAAAAUCAGUAUAUUUUGAAAUGUUUAUUAAGAUCCAGUAAAACUCUUCUAUUUUUGUGAGACUUGGGCUCAUCACCUGUUGUUUUCUUUCCACUUACCCUGAAAACAGCUUUCAUGCCUAGUUUAGAAUUAUCUAGUUAAAUGUAAAUAAAUUUUGAACAGAGAA